This is a messenger RNA of Talaromyces proteolyticus, 1009 nucleotides long. RefSeq lists its product as uncharacterized. Bases 188 to 673 code for a protein of 161 amino acids. The record is from RefSeq and is a predicted model, not a curated record. NCBI's taxonomy places the organism in Eukaryota, Fungi, Ascomycota, Eurotiomycetes, Eurotiales, Trichocomaceae. The transcript has a single exon.
UUUCUCUGCCUCGGAAAAACACCCAAUUCCGACUUGGUCAAAGUCAUGAAAAAAGGAACUACGAGAGAGGCUAGGAAUACAACAUACAACCGUGGGGAUACCAUCUGGUUUCGUUUCCGAUCCAUGGUAUAUUCGAGAUAGAUUCACGACAGGUCCUUUGCUUCUUCGGAUUUCCAUUUCUUUUAACAUGAACCGGGCCAUGAGUCAAGUUCUUUUUGCUCCUUCGGAAGAAGCCUCCACAGGCGUGAUAACUGUAUUUUUAGCUGGUACGACUACUAAAGUGGACAAAAUAGAUUGGCGUGACACUGUCACAAAUUCUCUUUUGGGCCUGCCGAUUACAAUAUACAACCCCCACCGACCUGACUGGGACAGUUCGUGGCAAGAGGAUAUCAGUUAUCCUCCCUUUAGAAACCAAGUGCUAUGGGAGCUGGAUAAGCAAGAAAAAGCAGAUAUAGUUGUCUUUUAUUUUCACCCCGCCACCACGGCGAUGGUGUCUCUUUUGGAGUUCGGGUUGAGCGCCAGAGCUCCGGGCAAGAGUAUUGUUGUCUGCCCCGAAGGUUACUGUAAGAGGGGAAAUGUACAACUUGUUUGCGAAAAGUUUGGGGUUCAGAUGGUUGAGAAGAUGGAAACUAUCCAGCAGCUCGUUCGGAGUAGGGUUCUGGCUAGUGGUUGAACACCUUUUCCGGCGUCUGCACAGCUCCAAAUAUGGUUUCUUUUCCUUUUUUCCUUCGGCUUCAAAUAUAAUUGUUUGUUAGUUAUUCGUUUGAAUAAUCAAGAAAUAUCAUGUUCAUCAGUCUUUUAUUGUUACAUGCCUAUGGUGGCAGAAAGGAGGCCAUUUUGCCUUUAGUUGACGGAGAAUUGAGCGUUUUGACCAGUUGGACGGAUCAUACCAGUGUCGGCGACUUCCAAAUUUGACGCAGCCGGGACUGUAAUUGUUGGGACUAUAAGGCAGUCUAUUCGAGACUCUUCAUGCAUAAUAGCUCCUAUUUUCAGUAUAUGUUGAUCUAAG